AUGAUGAGGAAGCUCGAUUUUGGAUCUAAAUGGAUGUUUUGGAUGGAGGCAGGUCUCUUUAGUAGUUCUAUGUUUGUAUUGAUAAAUAGAAGCCUUACUAAGGACUUUGUGGUGGGUAGAGGCCUUAGACAAGGUGAUGCAUUCUCACCUUUCCUAUUUGCAAUAGUUGUGGAGGGCUUGGCUGGUUUAGUAAAACAAACUACAAGUUAUGGACUAUUCAAAGGAUUUGAGAUGACACAAUUUGAUGAUGACACGAUUCUUGUGGGGGAGGCUACUUGGUCCAAUCUGUGGGAUAUCAAGUCUAUUUUGAGAGGAUUUGAGAUGAUUUAUAGGCUAAGAAUAAAUGUGUGGAAGAGAAAAAUCUAUGGUAUUGGUGCUAGGGAGAACUUUCUUCAGGAUGCAUACUACUACUUGAUAUGA
This is a messenger RNA of Lathyrus oleraceus (garden pea), 420 nucleotides long. RefSeq lists its product as uncharacterized. The transcript has a single exon. Bases 1 to 420 code for a protein of 139 amino acids. NCBI's taxonomy places the organism in Eukaryota, Viridiplantae, Streptophyta, Magnoliopsida, Fabales, Fabaceae. The record is from RefSeq and is a predicted model, not a curated record.